AUGCUCAGGUCAGCAGCUCUUUUAUUCAACCUUUCACGUCGACAUUGUGCCAAUGCUCGUUUAUCGUUGACGACACGAUCGAGACCACUUCGUCCUGCUGCUGCUACUACUACUACUCGAUUCGUUGCAUGGCGAUCAUUGAGCUACACUCGUCCUAUCCAUGACGCCGCCGACACGGGCAAUGUCACCAAAGAAGCCAGUAUUGAGAAUGGACUCACAAUCUCGGACAAGGCUCUCAAGCAACUGAAAUAUAUUGCCGAGCGAGACAAUGACCCCGACAUGAUGUUGAGGAUAUUGGUGGAUUCAGGAGGAUGCCAUGGUUAUCAAAACAAGAUUGAAAUUACACAUACCCUUGAAGAAGAUGACACCGUAUUCGUAAAGGACGGAGUCAAGGUGGUGGUCGAUUCGAUUUCGAUGCAAUUCAUUCGAGGAUCUACUGUGGACUUUGUACAAGAAUUGAUUGGAUCCACUUUCCAAGUCGUUGACAAUCCCAAUGCAAAGAAUAGCUGUGGCUGCAACAUUUCGUAUGAUAUCGACCUUGAUAUGCUUACUCAGAACUAG
Messenger RNA from Lichtheimia ornata, 561 nucleotides. RefSeq lists its product as uncharacterized. Gene Ontology annotation, cellular component: mitochondrion. Gene Ontology annotation, molecular function: iron ion binding; 2 iron, 2 sulfur cluster binding; 4 iron, 4 sulfur cluster binding. Gene Ontology annotation, biological process: iron-sulfur cluster assembly. The transcript has 3 exons. NCBI's taxonomy places the organism in Eukaryota, Fungi, Mucoromycota, Mucoromycetes, Mucorales, Lichtheimiaceae. The coding region runs from base 1 to 561 and encodes 186 amino acids. The record is from RefSeq and is a predicted model, not a curated record.